AUGGUGGCCCAGACGGCGUCGAUACUGACGGCGUUGCUCUCGCUCGGCGGUCUGGAGCUGGUUGCAGCUCGAGACGCGGUUGAGGAGCCAACGCUGAAGCCCCGGUUCAUGCCGAAACACAUGAAAAGAUUGAUCAACUACCAAACAUCGGCUGCCCCUGGAGCGUCGUCCAAGGCGCCCGAGACCGUUGAAGUGCCUAGGUCCAACACCAACCUCCUCGAUUCGAUUCUGCAGCCACCCCAAGCAGCCACCACAGCACCAACGGAAACGCCCGAGGUCGUUGUCAUCACCCUGUCCGUCGAUGAGGCGGGCAAGACGCAUACGUUGACGCCAAACCCGACGGGCACUGCCUCUUCCUCGACCGUGACGAGCUCCGUGUUGACCUCGGAGCCAGCCGCGGCCAGCGCCUCAGCGACCACCACGGGCUCGACUACAUCCCAGGCGCCUUCGGACCAGGAGACGACCUCGUCAUCUUCCACGGCAGCUGAAUCGCCAAAGCCCACGGACGCCUCCACGUCGUCGGAGUCCGUGAGCGAGUCUGGCGCCCCAUCGGUGUCCCAGUUAUCGUCCACCUCGACGGCGCCGGCUUCGAACGUGGUUGGAUCGUCGCAGGAACCCGGUACAUCUACCCCAGCGGCGGAGGACACCACUACGGCGUCGUCUUCGAACACAGUCGGAUCCUCGCAGGAAACUGGCACAUCGAGCACGGCCGUCACUCCGUCCACGACAGCCACGACGACCGGGAACGUGCUGAGUGAUCUGGUGAGCAGCCUGUUUGGCGGCUCGUCCAGCUCGGAGAGUGCCAGCUCGGCCCAGGCUACUGAUGUCACGAGCGGAUCGGUCCCGGCCAGCUCAGUGGUGCCGUCUAACUCGGCCACGGGUGCCAGCACCACCGAGGGCACCUCAACGGUCGUGUCGCCCUCGCAGACCGGUGUGACGAGUUCGACCGAGCAGCCAUCGUCGACCCCCGGAUUGGUCAAUUCACUCUUGUCCGGCCUCCUCUCUGGCUCGAGCACGUCCAGUGUCUCGGAGUCGUCUGCGAACCAGACGACCUCAAGCGAGGUGAUCCCAACCGUCUCGGCAGGCUCCUCAGCGACCGGGCCCUCCAGCCAUCCGACGUCCACCGACGUCAUUCCGUCCCAGUCAGCAGUUUCCUCGGUCGUUUCCCCAUCGGCUGCCACAUCCUCCGGCCUGUUGGAUAGUGGACUCUUGCCGACUCUCCUGCCCACGAACACGGGUAAUUCGUCGGAGUCCACCAGCCAGCUCACGUCGAUUGAUGUGAUCCCGACGCCAUCCGGUCUGUUGCCCUCCAUUCUGUCCCCCUCUGCCGCCACCUCCUCCGGAUUGCUGGACACUGGGCUUCCAUCUGGCCUUCUUCCUACACCUACGGCCAGUGGAAGCUCCAUCGAUCUCACGAGCUCUUCGGGUAUUCUGCCGACCAUCUCUAUUAGUAUCCCGCCAGCCACGCCCACGCUCUCCGCCGGCACUUCCUCGGGAGUCAUCCCAGAACCCAGUGGCAUACCCACCAGCGGCGUCAUUCCAGGAGCUUCUGGAUCCAGCGGAUCAACCACAUCCAGCCCGGUCAUCCCAGGAGCAUCCACCGGAACGCAGACCUUCACCCAUGGACCGUCCGGCUCGCUCAUCAGCCCGGGUGUUCCUACAUCGACUAGUGGUGUACUUCCUUCGACUAGCUCGACCGGUUCGACCGGUUCGACUGUCUCCAGUGGCUCGUCUUUGCCCUCGUCUGUCUCGUCGACUCCUCUCAUCGGCUCCUCGAAGCCCACCGACCUGCCCACGAGCCAAAGCAACCCAAUUUCGACAAAUACCCCCACUCCUAUCUCCACCACCCUGACCCCGACGAGCACGGAACAACCCAGCACCACGGAGAAGUCGACGGUCACGACCAAGGUCACUCCAACUCCGGAGCCCACCACGACGAGCGAUGCCACUGACUGGGUUCCAUCGACCAUUCUGGUGGAGCCUCCCAGCCCGACGACGGAAAACACGGCCACCCACACCACGGCGACGACGACGUCCACUCAGACCCAGCUCCCUGGGUCCAUCUCGCCCGGCAACGUUCCCGUCGAACCUCCCGCUGACUCAACCCUGAUUCAGUUGGGAUUCAACGGCAAGCUUCGCUACAGCUUCGUGGCCACGACGCCGCUGUCUUCCUCGCAGAUCUUCCUUUACAUUCCAAUUGCGCUGGAGUACGCCCUGGAGAUUAUCCGAAAGGAGGUAUCCAUGUUGGCGAUCCAGCCCUACGACAACUCGAAGAGCACGGGCUAUAUCGCGACCGUGGCCAUGGCGUACAUCCCCACCGACCAGGUGGAUGGGCUGCAGAAGAUGCUGAACAACCCCAACUCGCGGCUCUACCAGCAGGCCGAUGGCUCCUCCAAGGCUCUGAUGUCAAUGGUCGAUCCGUCCAUUCCUCUAGUGGUGGGUGAGUCUGGAUCCUCCUCGGGCAGCAGUGGAUCCUCCGGCUCGAGUGGGUCCAGCGGCAACACCGGCGGCGACAGCGGCAACAGCGAAUCGGACCCCAACUCGGAUGCGGGAGCCAGCAGCAGCGGCUCGACCCAUGCCAGCUCGGUCGGCAUUGGCGUUGGUGUCGUGGCGGGAGCUGCCGCUUACGGUGCGGGUAUGUUCUGGGUGGCUCGUCGCUACCGCAAGAAGCGUCAAUUGCACCAGCGGUCGAGCUCGAAUGUCGAACAGAUGAGCGAGGGUCGUAACGGUGCGUCUCUGUUCGGAGCGGGUGGCCGUAUGUCGCGCAACAGCAACAACAGUCGCGGCACCGGACGGACACAGAUGAUCAGUGCCCCCGUGAUGGCCGAGAACUCGCUCGGAUGGAAUUAA
This is a messenger RNA of Aspergillus bombycis, 2850 nucleotides long. Its product is annotated as putative mucin family signaling protein Msb2. Gene Ontology annotation, cellular component: extracellular region; plasma membrane; cell surface. The record is from RefSeq and is a predicted model, not a curated record. Bases 1 to 2850 code for a protein of 949 amino acids. Gene Ontology annotation, molecular function: osmosensor activity. The transcript has a single exon. NCBI's taxonomy places the organism in Eukaryota, Fungi, Ascomycota, Eurotiomycetes, Eurotiales, Aspergillaceae. Gene Ontology annotation, biological process: establishment of cell polarity; hyperosmotic response; osmosensory signaling pathway via Sho1 osmosensor.